Molecule: messenger RNA, 1729 nt
Organism: Trichoderma virens Gv29-8
Lineage: Eukaryota; Fungi; Ascomycota; Sordariomycetes; Hypocreales; Hypocreaceae
Exons: 4
Coding region: 536-1567 (343 amino acids)
Biological process (GO): transcription by RNA polymerase II; transcription initiation at RNA polymerase II promoter
Cellular component (GO): transcription factor TFIIA complex
Source: RefSeq, a predicted model, not a curated record
UAACCAUUGCAUACCUUGCAGCUGGACCGACACCAUUUGCCAUCUACGCUGCACGUCCGAGCGCGCAUUCAAGAUACGAAUAAGAAUUGCUCACUUGGAGAUUACCUCAUCCGUGCUGCACAGCAGGCUCUGCCCUUCUUUUUCUCUGCCAAAGCCGCAGCUGCAGCGACGGCAACGGGUACCAAUCCAGUGCUUGGCUGCCAGAGUGGUUACCCACCGACUUGUGUACGCCUACACGCCCACCUAGCGAUAGGCUGCACGCUCUUUCGAUCAGCCAAGAGGAAAAAAAGAAACAGCAGAGAGAGAAGAAAACUCGCGCUGCUGAUACACGAGCAUAAGAGCACCUGGUCUUUUUUCUUUCUCGGUCGUUGGCUUCGAGGAUCUCAUUGCCAUCGGGCUACGGUGCGACUUUCCUGGCCUUGGACCUGCGAGGCUGCGGACGGAGAUCCCAGAAGCAACUUGAAUUGCGACAUCACCCAUCGCAACACCAGCAUCAACCAAGCGACAUCGGUGUAGGCCGAGCGGUGCUGCCACCAUGUCGAACCAGGCUGUGGGAAACGUUUACCAGACGAUCAUCGAAGAGGUGAUCAACAGCUCGCGAGUCGAUUUCGAAGAGAGCGGUGUUGAGGAGGCCGUCCUGGAGGAGCUGCGAUUGGGAUGGCAACAGAAGCUGUCUCAGCUCGACACACAAGCUCAGUUUUCUACGCCGUUGUCGUUGCCGACGGCGAGCCCUCCCAGCGGCGGCUUGCCACAAAACGGUAUCAAGCAGGAGCCUUAUGUGAAGGCAGAGCCAAGCAUCAAGCAGGAGCCCGGCGCUCAGCCUGGCUUCCCUUACCAGAACUACAAUGGAAUGGAAAACAAGGCCGCGAAUAGAGCCGCCCAACAGCUUCAAGCUCAAUAUGGAAAUCGAGCAGCAGGCUCCAUCAAUGCGAUACAAGACCGUAUGGGGCAGCAGCCUCAACCACAGGGAUCGGCACCGGUGCUACCACAGCAGCCGCAGCAGCAGAUGCCCCAUUCAUCGGAACAAUCGAUGGGCAACGCUCAGGUUGAUGGUGCUGUCGAUGACAUGAUGGAAGAUUCCGACGACGAUGAAGAGACCUUUGAAGGUGUUCUCCUGCGGAACGGAGUCAAUGGCAAUCCAGAGGAGCUCGGAAGAGUUGAUAUCGACCGUAUUCUCCACGACCAGAUUGCUGCUAAAGCCAAGAGCAUGGAAGGAGGUGGCCUGAUGUUGUCCCUGAAAGAGGCCACAAAACAUCAGUCCAAGUCAAGCGCCGCCAAGAAACUGAGGAGCAAAGGCAAAGCUCCCGCUGGCGUAGCUGCUUAUGAUGGCGGAGAUGAUGACGAUGACAUUGAUGAGGAUGCCAUCAAUUCCGAUUUAGAUGACCCUGACGAGGAUCGGGAUGAUGAUGAGGUUGAUGAUGAAGGCCUGGGCCACAUCAUGCUUUGCAUGUACGACAAGGUCCAGCGCGUCAAGAACAAGUGGAAGUGCACCCUCAAGGACGGCGUCCUUACCGUCAACGGCAAGGAGUACGUCUUCAACAAAGCAACCGGCGAAUACGAAUGGUAGUGAGUCCACGGGAGAGAAGAUGUGCUUACCAAUGCCGCUUUGCGACGUCAUGCAGUAGUAUUUGCUUGGUGGUGUUAUACCUACAUGUCUGCUUUAAUCUAGCUUUUGCUCACGACUUUCCACUUGCAUCAUUUGCGUUUUUUUUCUAUAAAAAAAGUUUAC